AUGGAGGAGGAGACGGGAGCGGCCGUGCGACGCGGCUGUCCGGAGCCGCUGGAGUUGGAGCGGAGGAACCUCCUGUCCGUGCGGCGGCGGCGGCUGCGCCGAACCCUGCAGUGCCGCGUCCCGCUGCAGCGGCUGUUGGUCGUGGCCCGACUCCGCGAGGAGGUGACGGAGGAGGAGGUGGCAGGUUAUCACAGAGAAUUGUUUGAAGACGCGUCAGAAUACCACACAAGAGAACGAGUUUCAGGGCUGCUGCUUCUCAGUUCCGGACAUGUUCUUCAUGCAGUGGAAUCUUGCAGUAGCACAAUACAUUUUCUCAUCCGAGCUCUUGCUUCUCUCCAAAAUCAGGGUCCUAGUGCUCUUCUCCAGGAAAUCAAAGCCCUGGUGGUGGCACACAACAUCCCGAGCAGGCUGUUCACGAGGUGGGAUGUGGCAGUGGUGACGUCUCCUGCGACACAUCCAGAAGACUCAACGCAAUCACAGUCUAUAGAAGAGGUGGUCGCAGAGUGUCUUACGCUCCUGGUCAACGUGGCAGACUAUGUGCUAAAAUCUGCUGAGGGUGACAGCAAGGCCAGCAGUGACAGUCUGCACACUCUUGCCCCUGAGCUGCUCAUCCCAGCAGAGACUAUUGGCUACUUGUGUAAAGCUGAAGAAUGUUCAAGCCCUGUAGAUUUUCUGAGAAUGUAUUUGAGUCCUAUUCAGCCUGCCCUGGAUUCAGAAGCUGUAUGGCCCGUUCCCUUGCACUUAUCUGCUUGAUGCAGUGUGUUCCCAGUGCUUCUUCUUGCACUCUCCUGCUUCACACGAAUUCCAACACAAAGAUGCAUGGUUUCCAUUGCAGUCCAUGAGGCAGGAGGAGCUGAGCAGCAGCAGCCCCGCAGCUGCAGAGCCCAGGGAUAACUGCACUGCUGUGGGUGUGGAACUGCCAUCUCAUGGGCUGCAGAAGUGGCCACAUUAGUGAUGCACUUGAAUAAAUAUACCUUAAGUUGA
This is a messenger RNA of Lagopus leucura (white-tailed ptarmigan), 984 nucleotides long. It is a transcript of the gene TEX47, whose product is annotated as testis expressed 47. The record is from RefSeq and is a predicted model, not a curated record. Lineage: Eukaryota; Metazoa; Chordata; Aves; Galliformes; Phasianidae. Bases 1 to 753 code for a protein of 250 amino acids. Gene Ontology annotation, molecular function: blue light photoreceptor activity; FAD binding. The transcript is spliced from 7 exons.